This is a messenger RNA of Styela clava, 3161 nucleotides long. Its product is annotated as eosinophil peroxidase-like. The record is from RefSeq and is a predicted model, not a curated record. Gene Ontology annotation, molecular function: heme binding; peroxidase activity. Gene Ontology annotation, biological process: response to oxidative stress. NCBI's taxonomy places the organism in Eukaryota, Metazoa, Chordata, Ascidiacea, Stolidobranchia, Styelidae.
CUUCACACGAACAGUUUUCAAAAUAUUCAGGGAGUUCAGUCCGGCAAAUUUUACUUGAGAUAUUUAAGAUACUGAACGCAACCAUGGUACAAAGAAGACUCACCAUGUUGAAGUUAUUAACUAUGAUGUCAAUCCUUCAUGUUGGAACUUGUCAAAAUAAUUUUCGUACCCUCCCUUGGUGGCAAUUUUUGACCCCACGACCAACAUUUCGAUCGACUACUACAGAAGGUGUAGUCGAAACGAGGCCAAUUCGACCCACCACCACAACAACCCAGGCGUCCCUCGUCGAUGCGUUCGUUUUUGAAAAGCCAGGUUGUUUUGCCCAACCUGAAUGCAUUCAUCAUUUUACACAUAGAUAUCAAUUUCUGGAAGGUGUUUGCAAUAAUCCGAUUGAUAAAAAACAGAGGACGGGCUGGAAGAGGGUUUAAAAGAUUACUACCGCCAUCUUAUGGUGACAAAAAAGGAACUCCGCGAUUGGAUAAAAAUGGACAAGAGCUUCACUCUGCGAGAAAGAUCAGCCUGAAUCUGAAUUUUGCAGAACAACGGAAAUCUUUAAACGUGUCUCAUUUCAUGCCAUGGUGGGGUCAAUUUAUCACACAUGACACACAGCGAACACCAAAAACAAGAAAAGCGAAUGGAGCUACAUAUGAUUGUGAAUGCUUGACAGAAGAUAAAAGAGGAUGUGUCAAUAUACCUGUUGAAAGUGAUGACGUACGUUUUACAAAGAAUGCUGACACUUGUCUUAAACUUGACCGAUCAGCAGUUGUACCCGACCCAGAGUGUGAUAGCAGUAUACGAGAACAAGAGAACGGAGUGUCAUCAUAUCUCGAUGCUUCAAAUGUUUACGGCGAUAAACAAUCAGACCUGGAUCAAUUGCUGAAUCAGCAUUCCAAAAUUGGAAAAUUGCUCGUUGGAAAUUACAUUGGUGAAGGUGGUGAGGCUGGAUUACCAUUUCAGAGUCAAGUUCACAGAGAUUUUGCUGCAAGAAUGAGAUGUGAAGUUGUUGUACAUAAACCUAAUGAUAAACCGUGUAUGCUUGCAGGAGAUACUCGUGCCAAUGAAAACACGGGUUUGUCGGCUCAUCAUGUUGUAUUUCUGAGAUUACACAACAAGAUAAUUGAAGAAUUGAGUGAAAUUAAUCCACAUUGGGAUAAAAAUACUCUCAUUCAGGAAACAAAAGCAAUACUAGCAUCAGUUCUACAACUCAUAACCUUCAAGGAGUUUUUACCAGUUGUUAUUGGUGAAAAACACAUGGAUCGAUUCAACUUGAAUAUUUUAGAAAAGGGAUAUUGGCACGGUUACGACGCUUCUGUUGAUGCCACAAUGAGCACGGCGUUUUCGGCCGCCGCAUUUAGAUUUGGUCACACCGCCAUAACCAAAGAAAUGAGCAGGCCAGCACCAGACUGGAGAACACCAGAGGCAUCUCCUCUACCAGUGAAAGAUAUUUUUUUCAACAAUGAACCUCUUCUGGAGGAAUUUCAUGGCGGCGUCAACUCGGUUUUACGUGGAAUGGCAAAAGAUGCUUCGCAACUAACUGGAACCAAAAUGAUCAGUGCAAUGAGAGAAUUCCUAUUUGCAAUGCCUGGUGAGCCAGGUCAUGAUCUGUUUGCAACCAACAUACAGCGAGGUAGAGAUCACGGUGUUCCAGGUUACAAUCAUUUCCGUGAAUUAUGUGGAUUGAAAAAAGCGAGCAGUUUUGACGAACUCGUGGAAAUUCCGUUUGAAUCAAGAAGUCGACUUUCUAAAUUAUACAAGCAUGUAGACGAUAUUGACUUGUACGUUGGUGGAUUAGCAGAAACAUUAUAUCCCGGUGCAUCUGUUGGCCCAACUUAUGCCUGUAUAUUAGGAUAUCAGUUCAGAGAUAUGAGAAGUGGCGAUAAAUUCUGGUUUGAAAACGGAGGAUUGUUCGCUUCAUUCACACCGAAGCAACUGGAUGCGAUUAGGAAAUAUUCUCUGGCUAAGCUCAUGUGCGAUACAAUGGCUGAUUUGAGAAAUAUUCAACCCAGACCAAUGUUAUUAUCAUCAGCGCCGGGAAAUCAACGAAAAUAUUGUCAGGAAUAUCAGAAAUUGGACUUAAAAGCCUGGAAGGAGUCGCCCUCCGGAGAGUCUGAGAGUGAAAGUAGUACAGAACAUGACACUGAUUGGUCACCAUGGAUACCGUGUGAAAUGGAAGGCGUCGAAAUAUCAGUUUCGACCGCAUUCAACGACGCUUUGAAAUUUCGACCAGAUGAAGUUUGCCGCGACGUUAUAUCUACUGAAACACGGAAGAUAAAUGGAAUAACGCAAGUUCGAUUUGAGUGUGCUCGUGGAUCGAUCAAAAAGACGGAUUAUCCUUUUAUUGACUCAGGCUAUGAGGUUUAUUGGACUCCAUGGAGAGACGAAUCUAAUCCAGAUAGACAAAGCGGAGAUGAUAUCGAAGCAGAACCCGAUAAAGAAGAAUGUAAAAGACCACUCGCAAUCCAGGCUCAAACAACGAAAGAGGUCCCGGCAGGAGAAACUGGAGAUGUUUUCGAAUCAUUUGGAACAACUCAUGGACUGGUGUGUCGUGGUGAUCAUCAAACAUCCAAGAUUUGCAAUGAUUAUCGAGUUCGAUAUUUAUGUCGACGAGCAAGUAUAAAAAAGAAAGCUUUCACCUUGAAAUCUCCUUCUACGUCGUCAUCUUCAUCGUCAAGUACAAAACGUAGAAAUACAAAUAAGAAUCCCAAUGACUUAGUGUGGACACCUUGGACGAAUAUUGACACUCCAACAAUAGAAGGCGACAAAGAAUUAUUAAUCAACGUACAGUCGAGAGAAGGAUUUUGCAGAAACCCUCUGUACAUGGAAGCACGAACGGUUGCCACCAAGAUAGCAGCAAAAAGGACAGGAGAUAUUUUAGACCAGUUUUCAAACAAAGUUGGUUUAAUAUGUAUUAACAAUAAACAACCUCUGAAAAGCUGUAACGAUUAUGAAGUGCGAUACUUGUGCAGAAGCGGAGACGUCAACAGUGGACCCUCUGUACCACCAUCAAUUGACGCACAAACGAAACAGUUUUGCAAAAUUUAUGGAGUUUGUUGUUAAGAAGAAUUAUACUUUCUUUUAAUUUGUCCUGAUCUGUAUAUUUACAAUCAUUUUUAUUUAUUUUCCAUGUUAUGUUUGUUUGCAAUAUAAGCUGCCAAACAGUG